GUCACAUCACCGGAAUUUUUCUUAGAGAAAGGUGAAAUUACUUCCGUUUCUGAAAAAUCCAAGCUUUGUAACGAUACCCAGUUUCGAAAAAUCUCCCUUUGUUCCAGGACUGUUUUGUUCACGGCGAUGGAAACUCUUAGAGAAACGGUUACGGUGUUGUGUUACACUAAUUGUUCUAUUAAGUAUGGUCCUGAUGGAGUAUACUAUGAAGGAUCUACUCCUAAGAAGGUCAGAUUUAGGGGAAAUACUGAGUUAAGCACAUUGUUGGACGGGCUUUAUCCAAUUUUUGGAUUAGAUAAGCAGAGGUCGAAGAUUUCAAUUUUUGGUAGGCUCCCUGUAGUUGUUUCACCACAGCUAUUUACGUAUGUACAUUUUCCCGUGGUGAACGACUCUACUUUGGAGAUUAUGCUUGAGGUUUCGAGCAAUCAUCCUUCUGUUAAAGAUGUGGAGUUGUAUUUGGAAGUGAAAUCAACUUCUGAUGAUGCAAGUCCUGCUGCUCGUUCAUCGCCAUUGGAGAAUUCAGGAAGUUCCUUGAAAAGACAAAGGACCCAACAACCCAAAGAAGGUAAUGUGACACAUUCAUCUGUUAAAUUAGAAAGGGAUAAUGGGUUAGAGGUUCAGGCAGUGGAUAACAAUAACGGGUGGACUGGAAACAAGGUAGAUGCUGCUUUUGGAAACCGUAGCACUCAUCGAGAUGGAGGUAGAGAAAUGAGGGAUACAAACUCAGGGUCGGAUGGGUUGGAGCAGGUUGUUAAUUUGACAGCAACUAACGGCGAUGCACACAAGGAUUUGCAUGAGUUAGACUUAGAGGAGUCGGCGAAUGCAUGCUUAAAUAAAGGUGUCCAGUCAAGUGCUUCAAAUCCGUGGUCUCUCUCCAGUUUGUGGGUUGAUGAUCAUGAAUUGCGCGUAGGGUUGUGUUUUAAAGGCAGAGAUGAGCUGAAGAAGGCGGUGGACUGGUGCUCCAUACGAGGGAGGCAAAAGUUUGUAGUAAGAGAAACCGAGAAAGAUGCAUAUACGUUUGAGUGCAUCAGAUGGAAAUGCAAGUGGUCGCUUCGGGCAGCUAGGAUGGAAGAGCAUGGACUUGUUGAGAUAACCGAGUUUAAUAGUCCACAUACUUGUUGUCCUAUAGGGUCAGAUAACUUUGACGUGGAAUUUGCAGCAGAGGAGAUUGAAUGUCUGAUCAGGGUACAGCCCACACUAACAGUUGCAGAGUUGAAAGAUUGGUGGUUUGAAAAAUUUGGCGAUGUACUCGAGACUUCAGUAAUGCAAGCAGCAAAACAAGAAGUGAUCAAAAAAGUCUUUGGAGAUUGGGAUCGAAGUUUCAGAGUAUUACCCAAAUUAAUGGCAGCGUUUCACUCAUCUAAUGGCCUACUUGUGGACUGGCAAUACGAUCUUUUUCCAGAUCCUGAAUUUGCAUCCUUUCGUGGUGUAUUUUGGGCGUUUCAACAGUCGAUUGAAGGUUUUCGACACUGUAGACCUCUGAUCAUAGUGGACAUCAAAGACUUGAAUGGUAAGUACCCUAUGAAACUGAUGAUUGCCUCAGGAGUAGAAGCUGAUGAUUGCCAUUUCCCGCUUGCAUUUGCGGUUACCACAGAGGAAUCUUCAGACAGUUGGCGUUGGUUUCUCACUGAAAUCAGAGAGAAGGUGACACAAAGGAAAGGAAUUUGCCUCAUCUCCAGUUCCCACCCGGACAUACUCGCUGUUAUAAACGAACCUGGGUCCCGUUGGCAAGAACCCUGGGCAUAUCACAGGUUUUGUCUGGAUUUUCUGUGCUCUCGAUUCCACAAUGUUUUUCAAGAUGACUACCUGAAGAAUCUUGUCUAUGAGGCUGGAUCCACGAGUCAGAAGGAAGAAUUUGAUUCCUAUAUGAAUGACAUAAAAAAGAAUAACAGAGAAGCUCAGAAAUGGUUAGACCAAUUCCCUCAAAAUAAGUGGGCUCAAGCUCAUGACAGUGGUCGGAGAUAUGGAGUCAUGACAACCGAUACAGAAAAUGUGUUUGCAAUUUUUGAAAGCGUUCAGUCCCUUGGUCUGCCAGUGACAGCAAACAUACUGCUUCUUUUUGAUGAGAUGAGAUUGUUUUUCAACACGGGUCUGUGUGAUAGCAGGGGUAGGGUUAACCGGGGAGAUAUGUACAUCAAAACCAUCAUGGAAAAGCUCGAAGAGUUAAUGACAGAUUCCAUCACUCACGUUAUAAUGCCCUUAGAGAAAGGUGUUUUUCAGGUCUCAGAGCCAUUAAAGAAUGAUGAAUGGGUUGUUCGGCUGAAUGAAUGCACCUGCACGUGUGGGAAGUUUCAAUCAAAGAAGUUUCCAUGUCUGCACGCUUUAGCAGUCUGCGAGAAGCUAAAAAUCAACCCUUUGCAGUAUGUAGACGACUAUUACACUCUUGAACGAUUACACAAAACUUAUGCAGCCACUUUUUCUCCUGUUCCGGAAGUAUCAGCUUGGCCAGAAGCUUCUGGAGUUCCGACAUUGUUCCCACCGGUCAUUCUGCCUCAACCUAACGUAUCAGUAAAUGAUAAAACCAAGGAGCCUCCUAGUGAUGUAGAAUUGAGAAAUGCAGUUGUUGAUAUCUUGAAAGUGGUGGACUUUAAAACGACCGCGAUCGCUGACAUCCUCAAACGACUUGCUGAGAAGUUCAAAAUCGAUUUCACCACAAGAAAGUCAUCUAUAAAGGAAAUGAUAAUAAAUGAGCUCAGUUUGUAAGAAGACAAGACCAAGGAUGAGGAGUGGAGUAAGUAUGUAAGAAGAAAUAUAGGAUUUAACAUAAGCUCCAUAGGAUCCAUUCAUGCCCACUUUAAACACCGUUUCGAUUUUUGAGUUUCUUUCUAAUAUGGAGAGCUCAAAGUUAGAGAACUAGACUUAGGAAUCAAACAAGUUCAUGUUUAAUUGCGUUGCUGCUUUUGUAUGUGAAAAUUCAGUCUGGUUCUUUUGAAUCCACGGUGGCUUGUUCUGUCUUA
Capsella rubella is the source of this 2957-nucleotide messenger RNA. RefSeq lists its product as uncharacterized. NCBI's taxonomy places the organism in Eukaryota, Viridiplantae, Streptophyta, Magnoliopsida, Brassicales, Brassicaceae. The transcript has 5 exons. The record is from RefSeq and is a predicted model, not a curated record. Bases 127 to 2703 code for a protein of 858 amino acids. Gene Ontology annotation, molecular function: zinc ion binding.